Molecule: messenger RNA, 3768 nt
Organism: Sipha flava (yellow sugarcane aphid)
Lineage: Eukaryota; Metazoa; Arthropoda; Insecta; Hemiptera; Aphididae
Gene: Nc73EF
Product: 2-oxoglutarate dehydrogenase, mitochondrial
Exons: 18
Coding region: 412-3666 (1084 amino acids)
Biological process (GO): tricarboxylic acid cycle
Cellular component (GO): mitochondrion; oxoglutarate dehydrogenase complex
Molecular function (GO): oxoglutarate dehydrogenase (succinyl-transferring) activity; thiamine pyrophosphate binding
Source: RefSeq, a predicted model, not a curated record
GACAACGUCUUGCACGCGUAAAGCAUAACAUUUGAUUAUUUCAUUCGCGUGUCGCUGUCGCAGCCGCUCCUUGGACGUUGGUCACAUAUUGGUUUGGCUAUUACACACGCCGCCAGCCCUCUCUCUCCCUCGUGCUCCCACUCACUACCGUCGAGGCCCACAGCAGCUGUUUGCGCGCGCGUCUGCAACGUCAGUAACCAACGAUCGCACCGUAGUCGUCACCCGUACCGCGGCGUUCCAGGUCCUCUUGCUGCGUUCGGUUGUCCCAUAUGCAACGUAACGCUGAUCCGUUCAAUUAGUCGGUAGUUUUCCCGUGACCCGCUUAUCGAUAACGGCGCUGUCGGUACAUUGCGCGUACGGCUGCAAGCAGCAUUGAUUAAACGUAGACUUCGUCCGAUCCCAAAAAGAAUAAUGCAUCGAGCACAGUCGGUUGUAAAUCAAUUAGUCCCUUGUGUGCCAACAAUUGUUGGCAGACAAAAAUUUGCCACAUGGCUAAUUGGACCUAAAUCUAGAUCUUUCAUAAGAGCAACUCAGUCAUUAACAAUGUCAGAGAAUAAGUAUUCAACUAAUGUUAAUCAAGAGCAAUUUCUUAAUGGUACUUCUGCUUCAUAUAUUGAAGAUAUGUACAAUGCAUGGCUAGCAGAUCCAAAAAGUGUUAAUGUUUCUUGGGAUGCUUUUUUCAAAAAUUGUGAUGCUGGAGCUCCACCUGGUUCAGCAUAUCAAGCACCUCCUUCACUGGCUCCACCAGGAAAAAAUCAAAUGUUAUUAUCUAAUAUAUUACCUUCUAUUCAAAGUACAGCUGCUAUGGGAGGAACAUUUAGUGAAAAAUUGAUUGAUGAUCACUUGGCUGUACAAGCAAUUAUAAGAUCAUAUCAGAUACGAGGACAUCAUAUUGCACGCCUUGAUCCUUUAAAUUUAAGUAAAGAUGACCAAGAUGAUAGACUUCCACAAGAGAUUUUAUAUGGUUGUUAUCCUCCAUUUGGCAAACCACCCGAUAAUACUACAUAUUCUCAACACCUUCAGAAUAAAGUAGCCGAAUUAAUGGAAGAAGCAGAUAUGGAACGAGUGUUCAAAUUACCAUCCACAACAUUUAUUGGAGGAAAAGAAAAUGCAUUACCUUUAAAAGAAAUUUUGAACCGUUUAGAAAAUACCUAUUGUCGAUCAAUUGGCGUAGAAUUCAUGUUUAUUAAUUCAUUAGAACAAUGUAAUUGGAUUAGACAGCGAAUGGAAACACCUGGAAUAAUGGAAAUGGAUAAAGAACAAAAAAGGCGUAUUUUAGCCAGACUCACCAGAGCUACUGGAUUUGAAUCAUUCUUAGCCCGUAAAUGGUCUAGUGAAAAGCGUUUUGGUCUAGAAGGGUGUGAAAUUUUAAUACCAGCUAUGAAACAAGUUAUAGAUAAAUCCACAGAGUAUGGUGUAGAAUCAAUAAUAAUGGGUAUGCCUCAUCGUGGACGAUUGAAUGUUUUAGCAAAUAUUUGCCGUAAACCAUUAAGUCAAAUUUUUACACAAUUUGCUGCUCUAGAAGCUGAAGAUGAUGGAUCAGGUGAUGUCAAAUAUCAUUUAGGUACAUACGUAGAACGUUUGAAUCGAGCUACAAAUAAAAAUGUACGCUUAGCUGUUGUGGCUAAUCCAUCCCACUUAGAAGCUGUAGAUCCAGUGGUGCAAGGAAAAACCAGAGCUGAACAAUUUUAUAAAGGAGAUGGAGAAGGGAAAAAAGUAAUGUCUCUUUUACUUCACGGAGAUGCAGCAUUUUGUGGUCAAGGUGUUGUGUAUGAAACAUUCCAUUUAUCUGACCUUCCUGAUUACACUACCCAUGGAACUAUACAUAUUGUUGUCAAUAAUCAAAUUGGAUUUACUACUGAUCCACGACAUUCUCGAUCAUCACCCUAUUGUACUGAUGUUGCUCGAGUAGUUAAUGCUCCAAUUUUCCAUGUCAACUCAGAUGACCCUGAAGCAGUUAUGCAUGUUUGUAAUAUUGCAGCAGAAUGGAGAAAUGUUUUCCACAAAGAUGUUGUCAUUGAUCUUGUAAGUUAUAGAAGAUAUGGCCAUAAUGAAAUAGAUGAACCUAUGUUCACUCAACCUAUUAUGUACAAAGUGAUAAAAAAUACUCCGCCAGUCUUAGACAAAUAUGCUGAAAAAUUAAUAGAAGAAAAAGUGGUCACCAAAGAAGAAGUUAAGGAUGUUUGGGAUAAAUAUGAUAAAAUUUGUGAAGAUAAUUACUCGGCUUCACGAAAAGAAACACAUAUUAAGUACAAAGAUUGGUUAGAUUCCCCUUGGUCUGGUUUCUUUGAAGGAAAAGAUCCAUUAAAAGCUUCAAAGUCUGGAGUUAAAGAAGAAACAUUAGUACAUAUCGGUAAAAGAUUUUCAUCACCUCCGCCCAAUGCUGCUGAAUUUGUUAUUCAUAGAGGUAUUGAAAGAAUUUUAAAAGCUCGCAUGCAAAUGGUUGAAAAUCGUACAGUUGAUUGGGCAUUAGGAGAAGCAAUGGCAUUUGGAUCUCUUUUGAAAGAUGGUGUUCAUGUGCGAUUAAGUGGACAAGAUGUUGAAAGAGGUACAUUUUCUCAUAGACAUCAUGUGCUUCAUCACCAACUCGUUGACAAAGCUACAUACAGACCAUUGUGUAAUUUAUAUCCUGACCAAGCACCAUAUACUGUAUGCAACAGUUCUUUGUCUGAAUUUGCUGUGUUAGGUUUUGAAUUGGGAUUCUCAAUGACCAAUCCUAAUGCUUUAGUAUGCUGGGAAGCUCAGUUUGGUGAUUUUUGUAAUACUGCUCAAUGUAUUAUUGAUCAGUUUAUUGGUUCUGGACAAGCAAAAUGGGUCCGGCAAUCUGCUCUUGUUAUGUUAUUGCCUCAUGGUCUUGAAGGAAUGGGACCAGAACAUUCAUCAGCUAGAUUAGAAAGAUUCUUGCAAUUGAGUUCUGAUGAUCCAGAUUAUUUCCCUCCAGAAAGUGAUGAAUUUGCUAUUCGGCAAUUACAUGAUGGUAAUUGGAUUGUUGCUAAUUGUACUACUCCUGCUAAUUAUUUCCAUAUCCUUCGUCGUCAAAUUGCUUUGCCAUUCCGGAAACCAUUAGUCAUCAUGACUCCUAAAUCAUUGUUACGUCAUCCUGAAGCUAAAUCUAGUUUUGAUGAAAUGACUGAAGAUACAGACUUUUUGAGAAUAAUCCCAGAAAAAGGUGCUGCUGCUGACAAUGCAUCAAAUGUUAAGCGAUUAAUAUUUUGUUCUGGAAGAGUAUAUUAUGAUUUAACUAAGUCAAGGGAAGAACGUAAUCUUGUUGAUAGUAUUGCUAUUGCUCGAGUUGAACAAAUAUCUCCAUUUCCAUUUGAUUUAAUCAAACAAGAAUGUGCCAAGUAUCCCAAUGCAGAUAUUGUUUGGUCACAGGAAGAACAUAAAAAUCAAGGAUCUUGGCCGUAUGUACAACCUAGGUUCCACACUGUACUGAACAACUCUAAACCUAUUAGGCCUCUUGCUAAAAAUUCUAAAGGAUUUAUUUCACGAAUAUUUUCUUUGCGAUCAAACAACAUUUCAAAAACAAGUUUACCUGAACAGAAAAAUUCUACUCGAAGUAUUAGGUAUUGUGGACGACCAACAGCAGCAUCAACCUCUACAGGUAGUAAAAUGCAACAUUUAAAAGAACUGAAAGCUCUUCUUGAUGAUUCAUUUGCCAUUUAAAUUUUAUUAAAUAAAAUAUAAAGUAUAACAUAAUAUUCAAGUAUGUGGUAGAUGUUAUAAAUCCAAUUAUCUGUAUUCUUACAUUAUGCUUUCUAAUUUAUG